Molecule: messenger RNA, 1231 nt
Organism: Apis dorsata (giant honeybee)
Lineage: Eukaryota; Metazoa; Arthropoda; Insecta; Hymenoptera; Apidae
Gene: Rrp40
Product: exosome complex component RRP40
Exons: 2
Coding region: 226-951 (241 amino acids)
Biological process (GO): TRAMP-dependent tRNA surveillance pathway; CUT catabolic process; exonucleolytic trimming to generate mature 3'-end of 5.8S rRNA from tricistronic rRNA transcript (SSU-rRNA, 5.8S rRNA, LSU-rRNA)
Cellular component (GO): nuclear exosome (RNase complex); cytoplasmic exosome (RNase complex)
Molecular function (GO): RNA binding
Source: RefSeq, a predicted model, not a curated record
GAUUAUUAUGAAUCGAUACUCGUGAUAUAUAUAAUAUGGUAUAAUAUAUAAAAUUUAUAUUAUCAUAUAAAUUUAUGUUUAUAAAUUUAAUGAUAAGCAAUAUAUUUAUUUCAUAAAUAAUUUUAUUGACAUUUUAAAAGAAAAAAUAGCAUUAAAUGAUAUGUUUAUAACCUUCAACAUUGAAUUUAUGUUAUAACGCAAAACAAAAAUUACUUCUAAGGAAUAAUGGAAGUUAACAUAGGAGACGUAGUAAUGCCUGGUGAUACUAUAAAAGAUAUUACAAUAAUUAACAAAAAAGAAACGAUUAUUUUAGGACCUGGGCUUCGUCGUGAAGCUGAUACAGUCUUUGCAUAUAAAGCAGGUAUAUUAAAGAAAACAGAACCAGCUGUAUAUUAUGUUGAUAGUUAUCAGAAACGAUAUGUACCAAAUCGUGGAGAACAUGUAGUUGGUAUAAUAACACAAAAAGGUGGUGAUAUUUUCAAAGUAGAUAUAGGUGCUAGUGAACAAGCAUCUCUUUCUUAUUUAGCAUUUGAAGGAGCUACUAAAAAAAAUCGUCCUGAUAUUCAAGUUGGAGAUCUUGUGUUUGCUAAGCUUUUAGUUGCUAGUAAAGAUAUGGAACCUGAACUCGUAUGUGUAGAUUCACAUGGUAAAGAAAAGAAAUUAGGUGCUUUAAGCUCUGAAGGCAUGCUUUUUACUUGUUCCUUGAGUCUUAUCAGAAAGAUAUUAAAUCGUAAUUCACCAUUAUUUAAAACACUUGCUCAUAAUCAAGCAUUUGAAGUUGCAGCUGGUAUGAAUGGUAGAGUCUGGGUCAAAGCAAGGACUAUUCAAGAAACAAUAGCAAUAGCAACUGCUAUUUUAGCAGUAGAAUAUGCUCCACCUAAUGGUAUAAAAAAACUAUGCUCUGAUAUUGAAAAGACCUUACUUUUAACUCAAUCUGCUGGUAUAGAUUAAUUGUAAUAAAAGAAAUAUCCAAUAUUACGUAUGAAUGAUUAUUUAUUGUAUUAAUAUUUUUAAUGAUUUUUAUAAAUAAAUCAAUAUGAUUUCUUAUGUGAAAUAUGAUGAUUAUAAUGACAACCAUUGUGACAACCAUUGUGAUAUAGAAUUAGAAUUAUAUAGUACAUACAUUAUUAAGUAUGCUGGUCAUGUAUACCGCUAUGAUAAUACAUAGUAUGUAAAUACUAUAAUUAAUGAAUACUUAAAAAAAAUAUAUUAGAAUUUUUUCUGAUUGCAA